Macrobrachium nipponense is the source of this 1741-nucleotide messenger RNA. Its product is annotated as agrin-like. Bases 414 to 1478 code for a protein of 354 amino acids. The transcript has 8 exons. Gene Ontology annotation, molecular function: protein binding. NCBI's taxonomy places the organism in Eukaryota, Metazoa, Arthropoda, Malacostraca, Decapoda, Palaemonidae. The record is from RefSeq and is a predicted model, not a curated record.
AGAAGUGUGAAGGACUGGACUGGAUCCAACUGUUGGUGGAUGGCAUCAGUCGUGUUUUGGGGAUUCGGGAAGAAGGUCGCUCCGUUCCCUGCCUCAGUUGAUCGUGGCAUCUGUGGUCGUCUUCGUCACUGGUGAAUAACACUGGAGUGCGACAGUUUCGGCAUUUCCUGCGAUUCACAAGGACAUCCACGUGUUUAAUCAUUCUCCAGUUCUUCCGAGUGAAGUGAAAGAAAGUUAAACUGAAAAUAUAACCAUAAAAAAGACGUGGAAUCGAUCCACAUCUUCCCAACAGAAAAACUGACAAAUAAAGAGGAAAAAAUCCCACUCAUAAAGGCCCUUUGGAAGUAUCUCCUACCCAAAGGGAAGGAAGUGCCCUUCGGAUCUGUAACUACGUCAGGAGAUAAGAGGACGACAUGGCUCAGUCGAGGUUUUCGCGGUGGAUCUAUUUCGUCCUGGUCGUGACCUGUCAGCUGCUCAAAGGGACCACUUCUUUGGUCAUCGGUACGCCCCCACGCUGUGAUGCCCAGUGCGCCUUCGAGUACAUCCCUGUGUGUGGGAGCGACGGCAGAACAUACCCCAAUGUUUGUUUCUUGUAUGUGGCCUCGUGUCGGGACACCAGCUUAACGUAUCUGCGGCCCGGAUCAUGCAUGCUGCCGGACCCCUGCACGAUCCCGUGCAACAGAAAGUACGAGCCAGUCUGCGGAAAUGACGGGGUCACCUACACCAAUCCCUGCGUCCUCAUGUACGAGUCCUGCAUCAACCCCGGACGCGGUAUAACGAUGGCAUACGAAGGAAGAUGCAGAGGUACAAACUUUGACGGCGGGAACUCGCUGUUCCCACGCCCAGAUCCUGUCCCCAACCCAUUCUCACCUGCCACGCCUAACCGCCCCAGAUGCCCCUUCGGCUGUACCAAGGAGUACCUUCCGGUCUGUGGGAGUGAUGGGAUCACUUACUCCAACGAGUGCACUUUCAAUUCGGUCGCCUGCAAAGACCCCGCCCUCCGGAAGGUCAAGGAGGAUGCUUGCGGACAAGAUUUCGUCAUCCCGUCCAAUCCCCGUUGUCCUCUGAGUUGCAACAAAGUGUACGAUCCUGUCUGCGGCUCCGAUGGCGUCACUUACAUCAACGACUGCCACUUCAGCAAGGCUUCCUGCGCUAAUCCUUCAAUUGACAAAGUUAAAACUGGGGAAUGCUAUCCCUCUCGGACGACUACUACAACAAGACGACCCUUCUUCUCUUCGGGACCGUUCUCCCCGACAUCCUCCUCCUCACCGUUUUCUAAAUUUUCCGAUGCUGUGACAACAGAGGAUAUUGACAUGUCCAACAGGGAGUUCUGUAGGAAGGAUUGUCCUUUUUCAUACGCUCCUAUCUGUGGAACAGAUGGAGUCACCUACACCAAUAAGUGCACCUUUGAUGUGGCUGUCUGUGUCAAUGCUUCUCUCAAGGUUAACUACAAUGGAAGCUGCAACAGAAAUUCUUAGCUUGAUACGGGAAAGGCGACUGUUAUACCUACAACUUCUUGUCAGUUAGUGGUUACAAUUAGGGUAUAAAAGCUACAGGAGUGUCAUGUAAUCGUCAGGCAAGAGAGGCCCACUGUACAUAUAUAUAGGACAUGAUACUUCUGAUUCAGUAUGGGUGACCACGAUAGCUUGAAAGGGAAAGAUUUCGUUUAUAUUAAUAUUUUCAGAGUAUAAAUGAAAUAAUAAAAAAAAACUACUUAUGUAUCAGAACUUCCAUAUUCAUA